CACCCUCUCUAUCACGGCCAUAUAUCUGGACAGAUUCAGACAACCAUCCAGUGUGCUUGCUGUCCUCCGAAGAGCUUCUCUGCUGUCAGAAUUCAGUUCUGUUGGACACCGCUGUCGACAUGAUGAUCAGAAUUGUGCUUGGAGUCAUUGCAGCGAUUGGAUUCCUCACUCUCAGUGAAGCCCUGACAUGUAAUUCCUGCAAAGUGGGCAUUCUAGGCAAAUGUUUAUUUAGUUCCCAAGUGUCCUGCGCUGCCUCUGAGACCAACUGCUACACUGCCAAAGCAGAGUUCAAUGUGACUGGGUUUUUGAGCCUGUCCUCCAGUGGGUGCACAUCUGAUUGCAACAACACCGCCGGAAGCAUCCUGGGUGCGGGAUACACCGUGACUAAAAGCUGCUGCGCUGUAAAUCUGUGCAACGGAGCGAGUGCUGCGCAGCUGUCUGUGGCUGGGGCUCUCAGCGCCGCACUGUCGGCCUCCGUCUGGAGCAGCUACACGCUGUAGAUGUCUGUGCAGUGUUAUGUUCACAGUACCUGAACCGGAAUCAAUGAAGAUAUCAACUCUAGAAUGUGUAGAUCCCAUAAAUUUAAUUUGUUUACUCCACUGUGUUUAUUUGUCCCAUUGCAUAUAUGCAAUGAUAAAGUUUUUUUUUUUUAAUAUAUGUAUAAACAUUUACUUACAAUGUAAAAUAUCAAAACUUAUUUGUAUUAUUAUUAUAAAACCUACAUUUGGAUGCACACUGUGGAAUAAGGUGAUGAUAUAUUAGAGGUGGAACUGAAUAAAUUUCACAGCAGUGACUCUGGGUUAGAUACUG
Cyprinus carpio (common carp) is the source of this 810-nucleotide messenger RNA. It is a transcript of the gene lye, whose product is annotated as lymphocyte antigen-6, epidermis. NCBI's taxonomy places the organism in Eukaryota, Metazoa, Chordata, Actinopteri, Cypriniformes, Cyprinidae. The record is from RefSeq and is a predicted model, not a curated record.